AUCGUUUCUGCUGUAAUCAGCUGACCGGCACAGUACGAUGUUGAUACGUGCAAGAGUUUGCAGGUCGAUGUUAGUACGCGUUAAUGUGCUAUAAAAUAAUCAAUCUAAUGGUUCGUAACAUUCGUAUGAACAGAGUUAUGGAUAAUCGAAAGGAAAUAUUGUGUUCAAUACACAAUUGUCUUAAACUAUGAAGGCGAAUAAAAAGGUUUCUUAAACUUACAUAAUGGGUGUUCAAGGGCUUUGGCGUUUACUUGAUGCAACAGGGAAGCAAGUACCUUUGGAAACACUCGAAGGAAAAAUCUUAGCAGUAGAUGUAUCCAUUUGGAUACAUCAAGUAUUACAAGGAUAUCAAGAUCGCUUUGGCAACUCCAAACCAAAUGCACAUCUUAUCGGAUUAUUCAACAGAAUAUGCAAGCUUUUGUAUUACAAAAUCAAACCAGUUUUUGUUUUUGAUGGAGGUGUACCAAUGCUUAAGAAAGAUACAAUUGCCUUGCGUAGGAACAUGAAAUCUAUGGCCAAGAAUAAAGCCCAACAGAUGAGGACAGAAUUAAUAAAUAACUUGAUAAAGCACUCUGCUGUAAGAACAGUUCUUAAUACAGAGGAAGAAAAUGUUGGAAAGAUCUCUUCUGAAAUAGUUACAAAUGUGCAAACUAAACAAACUGCAGAUGAUAUGUUUAAAUUACCAGAUUUGCCAAGCACAAGCAAAGUAGAGUCAGACCAUAGCGACGACUAUGAUUCUGAUUCAUCUGUUAAUUUGAGUCCACGAAAGCAAACAAAGUGGAUUGGAAACAUUCACAAUGUAGAUGUAACUAGUGCUGAUUUCAAAGCCUUACCAGCUGAUGUUCGCUAUGAUAUUCUCACUGACCUGAAGGAAACAAGAAAGCAAAGUUCGUGGGGCCGUUUGCAUGAGAUGCCCGAAGAGACCCAUGAAUUUUCUGGUUUCCAAAUGAAACGUUUAUUAAAACGUAGAUUAGUCCAGCAGAAUUUGGAAACUGCAGAAAAAGAAAUGGGAGGAAAAACACUCACGUUAGAUGAAUUAGAUAAAUUAUUGACUGAACAGGGUGUAAAUACCAGUGGCUACAAUUGCACUUACCGCGUUGCAGCCGACAAUUCAACUAGACUACUUUACAUCAGUGAUAAAAAUGCGUAUAUUAAAAGCACCAGCAAUAAUGAUAAUUCACAAAGCGAAAAUACUAAGAAUAAUGUAGAUAAAGUAGAAGAACCUGUACCUGGAUUUAGUAAAGCUGUACCGAUUUGCGAGGAUAUAAAUGAAUAUGAAUUCGACAAUGAGUGGGAUAGCGAUAUUGAAAUAACAGACACUACAAAUAAUUCGAAGUUAACUGUGGAAGAAAUGAGUAGCGACGCUGAAUCGGAUGUAGAAUUGAACGAGUCACGACGUCUUACUAAAAAGUAUUUGGGAAAAAAUGUUGUCAAUCCCGCGUUAACAUAUAUGCUGGAGUAUAGCGGAUUAACGGAGAAACAAAUCCUUACGCUUCUCGAACAAAAUAAAAAAAAGGAAGGUUACGAAGGUACUCGGAAUGCUUCGAAAGAAUCACAACAAACCGAAUUUGCGAAUCUGGAUUUCACAGAAUCUACGCAAUCAUUUAAUACGCUACAGACUGAAUUAUCUGAAUCAAAUACAGAAUCGAAUAUCAGAUCACGGACUGAAUUAUCUGAAUCAAAUACUGAAUUGGAUUCCAAUGCAUCUUCUUUCAAAGCUUCGAAUGCUUCAAAUACUGAGCAAAUUAAAUCAAUAGACACAGCGAUAAUUAGUUCAACAGAUUCAGAUUCUGAUGAUUUUGUAGAAAUACAAGACGUAUUGAUACCGGAUGUAGACACUGAUGGUAAUAAUAGUGCUUCGAAAGAAGGUAUUCAAAUAACAUUUCGAUCUGAUCAGAAAAUAGAAGAUGAUAUAUUUGCCGAUGUGUUUGAAACUCCGAAUAGCAAAUCAAAUGCAGAACUAAAGUCUCAAAACUCAUCGCUGACCAGUGAAAUUUCCGAGAAAUUAGUUGAAAGCUUUUCUGAGAAUCGAGAGACAUCGGAAGAUAAAGUUAUCCCACAGAAAGCAAUUGUAGAAUCAACAGAAGACAAAAUUAAAGAUCAGCAAUUACCCGAUUCAAUCAAAAUGGACGAUACUGAAGAGCAGCCCGUUGAAAAUGACGAAAAUAGGGAUACACAGUUACAAACAGAUCAAACGAAAUUAACAAACAAGGAAAAUAUAACUAAUCAUGAAACUAAUAAUGCAGAGAUUACAAGUAUACAAAACAGUACGAUUGUAGAUGUACCGUCUGACGAUUCGAGAAGAAUAAGUCCUCUACCCGUGAAUGAAGAUGAACUAUUAUCCUUAAAAACACGAUUAGAGGCUGAGCAAUCGGAGCUAGCGGCAAAUAUUGGCAAGUUUGACAGGCAGGGUAUCAAUAUUUCUAAUCAAAUACGUAUCGAAUCUCAAGAACUAUUACGAUUAUUUGGUAUACCAUAUAUUGUGGCGCCUAUGGAAGCAGAAGCACAAUGUGCAUACUUGGAACAAAUUCAUUUGACCGAUGGUACAAUUACAGACGAUUCGGACAUAUGGCUUUUCGGAGGACAAUGUGUUUACAAAAAUUUUUUCGAUAACGACAAGAAAGUCCUCCAAUAUUGUUCCAACGACAUACAUCAUCAUUUCAAAUUAACUAGAAGCGAAAUGAUACGACUGGCUCUUUUAGUCGGCAGCGAUUAUACUACAGGUUUACCCGGUAUUGGACCUGUUACAGCUUUAGAGAUACUAGCAGCUUUUCCUUCGGAAGGAGAUGAUGUGUUGCGAGGCUUGACAACGUUUUGUUCAUGGAUCAAGAGUGGUAGAGCCGUGGGACCUGGAAAAGCUGCUCUACGAAAUAAGUUACAGAAUGUACAAAUUCAUAAAGGAUUUCCAAGUCAAGCCGUCGUACAAGCGUAUCUUUUUCCCGAGGUGGACGAAUCGAAAGAAUGUUUCACUUGGGGUAAACUCAACACGCUUCUUUUGUCAGAUUACACAAGACAAAAAUUCGGUUGGACCAAAGAAAAAUUCGAUAAAAUUAUAACACCUAUAUUGAAUAGAAUGGAAGAAAAGCAAAGUCAGAAAACGAUAAAUGCAUAUUUUAAAGUGCACACUGUUCCGAAAUCCAUCGAAGUGAACAUGAGUAAACGAGUUCAAAAAGCUGUGCAAAAAUUAAGCAACCCGAAUGCGGAAGAAGCACCCGAAAGUAUGUUAAGUAAAUUACAACAAAUGAAGAGAACGAAAUCGAAACCUCCGAACGAAAAUCGGAAGAAGAAAACAAAAUUGACGGACAAAGAAGAUGCGGUCGAAGCUGCUAAGCCAAAUACUUUGAACGUUCCUGCCACUAGCGAUAAAUAUGUCGAGGAAUACAUACCGCAAAGAGAAAAAGAUAGAGAGGCUGCCUUGAAGAAAAGAUUAAACGCGAUCGAAGUGCUUAGAAAAUCGAAACAAGGAUUAUACAAAACAAAGAAAGUGAAGCGUUGCGUUAGGAAAGUGAAGAAGGAAGCUGGUCUUUCGGAAAGUGAUAGCAGCAGUUCAUAAAGGAAUUUAAUAAAAGAUAA
Messenger RNA from Hylaeus anthracinus, 3573 nucleotides. RefSeq names its product DNA excision repair protein ERCC-5 homolog (gene mus201). Gene Ontology annotation, biological process: nucleotide-excision repair. The record is from RefSeq and is a predicted model, not a curated record. Gene Ontology annotation, molecular function: DNA endonuclease activity; single-stranded DNA binding. Lineage: Eukaryota; Metazoa; Arthropoda; Insecta; Hymenoptera; Colletidae. Gene Ontology annotation, cellular component: nucleus. The transcript has 5 exons. Bases 224 to 3553 code for a protein of 1109 amino acids.